This is a messenger RNA of Closterium sp. Naga37s-1, 1296 nucleotides long. Lineage: Eukaryota; Viridiplantae; Streptophyta; Zygnematophyceae; Desmidiales; Closteriaceae. The record is from the annotation of a GenBank genome assembly.
AUGACGAGAUUCAGAGUGCUGCUUGCGAUCGUCCUGUUGCUGGCUGUGGCAUCGCACGCUUUUGCACAGAACGGGAACGGCCAAGGAUCGACGAGCAACAACACGACCGGGACUCAAGGCAGCAACAACCCCACGGGCGAUCCGUGCGUACCGGCGCAGAACAUCACAUGCUCCACUGCGUGCAACUCGGGCAAUGCCGGCGUGUACUCGCGCUACUCGCUCCCCGCGUUUCUGCAGAACGCGACGUGUCCGCCAGAGUACAACAACGCCAUCAGCACGAGCCGCCUGUACUGCUACGACGGCAUGAGCCUGCCUGCGUGCUGCAACAAGUGCAUCAGCCGCCGCACGUGCACCUACUGGCAAUUCUACCAACCACGAGCGGAUUGCGCCAAUUGCGGCGUGUGCUACAUCUACCCGCCGCUGGCGGCUCCUCCCACGUGUAUUCCAGAGGGCAUCCUGUGGAACGUGACCCGCGUGGCGCGGCCGUGCCCGUCAUCGCUCAACGACCCGCACUUCACGGGCGCGGAGGGCACGCAAUUCGACUUCAACGGGCUGCCCGACCAGAGCUUCUGCCUCGUCACGGACGCGCGAAUCCACGUGAACAUGCGCAUGCGCGGGUACUACGACGACCGCACGGUCGGCGCGUCGAUCCUGAAGGGCGGCAAGGCGGUGCGCACGUGGAUCAAGGAGCUGGGCAUUCUGUGGAUCGACGCGGCGGGCGUGAAGCACUCGUUCCGCAUGGCUGCGCGCGACGGCAAGGAGAUGGCGCGCGGCGCGGGGUACAUGGGAGCGAUGGAGUUCGACGGCAAGGCGCUGCCGCUGCUCUCCGUGGGCAGCAAGUACGCGCUGCCCGGCGAGCUGACGCUGGCGUUCACGGGGUACGAGAAGCAGGGCGGCGGGUUCUUCGACGUGGACGCGUACUCGCUGGAGGUGGACGGGCUGAUCAAGCUGGACGUGAAGCUGCGGCCCGCGCACCCGCUGCUGCAGACGGAGGCGGACGCGCAGACGCACAUCAACCUGCACUUCGCGAGCGUGGAGCGCACCCCCGCCAUGCACGGCAUCAUGGGGCAGACGUACCGCGAGGGCCGGCGGAAACGCGCGUUGGAGUACACGUCGCUGUCAGUGCUGCUGCGGCGGUCGUUCGCGGCAGACGGCGUGGAGGGCCGAGGGUACCUGGACGGCGAGGUGAAGGACUACCGCACGUCCAGCGUCAUGUCCGCCGACUGCCUCUACACGGCGUUCGACGGCCACACGCUACCACCCAUCAACGAGGCCAACGGCGUGCUACUGGCGUAA